Xenia sp. Carnegie-2017 is the source of this 2829-nucleotide messenger RNA. RefSeq names its product NAD-dependent protein lipoamidase sirtuin-4, mitochondrial-like. The transcript has 3 exons. Gene Ontology annotation, molecular function: NAD+ binding. Lineage: Eukaryota; Metazoa; Cnidaria; Anthozoa; Malacalcyonacea; Xeniidae. Bases 617 to 1582 code for a protein of 321 amino acids. The record is from RefSeq and is a predicted model, not a curated record.
UACAUUUGGUAAGCCUAGUCACAACAUUUAUAAAUUUGGAUGUGGAGUAAAAUAUACACUAUGACAAACAUGGAAUAGAAACAAUGUUGUGUCAAACAGAGACAGCCGAAUCUAUAUAUGUAAAAUAAUCGUGACUUUAUGAGGGCUGUUCGAGGAAAUUGAGCCUUUGAUAUAAUUGAAGAUCGUGAUACUCCUCUUACAUUGUGCAAUGCAACGAAAAUCCAUUAUACUACGACAUGGAUUGGUAACUUUGUCUGUCUAUCGUCGCAGAUGUGGGAAUCCGCAUAUUGAAGCACCUCUUCAGUUAUCUAUCAGUCGUCGUUGCCAGACAAAUUACUAUGAACAUUGAUUGUGUACAAUGUAAAUGCAAGAAUCCAUUGAUUUCUUCGGAAAUAGGAGGGAACUUUCAUAAAAAUUAAAUGUUUACCGCGGCCUGGAUAAAAAUUACUUUUUCAAUUUUGUCUUGUGACGCAAUCCUUACAUCAUCAACAACAUGGCCGCUGUAAUGCAAGAUUGAAAACUACAAGCUUUUCUUACUCUUAAAGCGCUAUAAUAUCAUUAAUAAAUGAGGAAAUUUAUGUUAGAGACUAUUGAAUUCGCUGAAAUAAAGAAUUGAAUGAUGUCUGCAGCACAAUCACGGUUUAUUUGUCAAUUUAAACGUAGUAAGCGUUGGGUAUUUCAACGACCUCGCUCAACAAGUCAUGCGACGAUUGAAGACUUCGUCCCCAAGAGUAACAGGCAUCAAGACGAAAGGAUUCUAUCGCAACUAAGAGACUUUUUAGAGAAAAGUAAAAGGCUAUUCGUGUUAACAGGAGCAGGCAUUUCGACAGAGUCUGGCAUACGAGAUUACAGAUCUGAAGGUGUUGGGUUGUAUGCAGUAAGUAAUGAUAAACCAAUGCAACAUCAAGAUUUUGUCAAAAGUCAAUCGAAAAGGCAGCGAUAUUGGGCCAGAAAUUACGCUGGAUGGGAAGAUUUUUCAACGCACAAACCAAACCGAGGACAUCUUGUGUUAGCAGAACUGGAAAAGGCUGGAAAAAUUCACUGGCUUGUCACUCAAAAUGUCGAUUCUUUGCAUUCGAAGGCUGGCUCGAAAAGAUUGACAGAACUACACGGAACUACCAGCAGAGUUACAUGUUUGACUUGCAGUGGGACGAUAUCAAGGAAAGAGCUCCAAGGGUUGUUUAAAAAGCUCAACCCUUUCUUUAACGCAUCGCCCGAGCUAGCCGCUCCUGAUGGAGAUGUUCACCUAAGCAAAGACUUACUCCGAGACUUUACUGUUCCUGAUUGCGCAGUCUGUGGUGGAGUGCUGAAACCGGAUGUCGUCUUCUUUGGAGACACUGUACCACGUGACCGAAUCGCCCUUGUUCACGAUCGUUUAAGUGAGUCCGAUGCGGUGCUGGCCUUGGGUUCUAGUCUCCAGGUCUACUCGGCGUAUAGAUUUAUUGUUAGGGCUUGCGAGCACAAACUACCGUUGGCUAUUGUGAAUAUUGGUGAAACCAGGGCAGAUGACUUGGCUACACUGAGGGUACAUGGUAGAAUAGGAGAUAUUGUCCAUAUACUUAAGGAGUUUUCAGUUAGAUAGAUUAAGGUCCGAUUCACAUACUUUGAAACAUUUGUAAACGCAACUUCAAAUUCAAUAAAUCCAUCAGUUUACUAGUAAGAGAAGGAUACAUAUCGUAUCGACAUGGUUUGUGUUGCCAUUUCAGCCGUAACUGUUUGCACAUUCGUUUAAAGGUCAUUCCAGGGCAAAAUCGUUGUACAAAAUACAAUACUCGCGACCAACGUCCCUGCUCACACACACAUGUUAUGGUUUAGGAGAACGUAUAUUUCCUCGCCAAAUGCUAUUUUAGGAUUGCAUAGACAGAAUUCAUCCGGACAAACAACGACUUCAUUGUUCAGAUAGUGUUGACUAAGAGUAAUGAUUUCAUUCUGUUUACAAUUAGAUCAAACUUCUCUUUGCAUAAUGCAGGUGCAUCGUCCUUGUAAUUUAACUUAAUGUAUAAAUUAACUUGUACAUUGACAUGUACAAUCCGGUCAAGAAAUUCAUUUUGUUCACAAAUAAACCGAAUUCUAUCAUUAAAACUGUUUUCAUUUUUCUCGCGGUUUGAUGCGCUAUGUUUUUGACAUAAAAACAGCUAAUUGCCUUCACUAAACGAUAUUUGCAAAAUGUCCAAAACCUAUCGCUUGGUUUUGGGCAAAUUUAAGAAUUUACUCUAUUUAACCAUUUAAAAUUCAUUAAAUUCACUUUUUGCUCGUUGAAUAAACGGAAAUAUCAACAGAAAUUGUUUAACAGAUUGGCGUCUUACGAUGGAGUGUAUUUGCUUUCCUAAUGGCUACCGGCGUUCCACUGAAGAUCCAACGUUUGUCAAAUGGAUUUGUUAAGGCUAUAAAAGAUUCGUCGAGUCAUUACAAAAUCAGAAUAUUCCUCUUCAAUCAAAAACUAAUCUUAACGAAGACAAAAUCUUAACGAGUUCUAAAGAAUUGUGAAGCAAUGAAAGGAGUUCUGGCUGGCUUAUUCCUGGUGUUGUGUUCGCUAGCUUUAGUCAAAAAGAAUCUGGCUUAUUCGGCUGGAACGGGCAGAUUUGGAGAUGAAAUGAAGCUUAAAAGAAACUGGCAAAAUCCACUUGGCUCUAGGGGCAAACCUGCAGGCCUAUCGCUUAGACGCAGAAAACCCUUAACAUAUCAACACUGCCAACAAUGGGAGAUAGACGAAAACAAGUUUCCUUGAACUGAACAGUCAGCGACACUAUACUAUCAUGUUGUUGAUGUUUAAAUGUCUUUGAAAUAGAAUAGUGUUGUACGAUUAGCAGAUUAAAAGAUCAAAACGUA